GAUCGGAUUUUCUCUGCGGUAAUCUCCCCAAAACCUCGCAUAAUUCUCCCGGCGAUCGAUCCGUUUGACCCCGUCUGGGUUUUGCAAACCCUAAUUGCACAUACAGAGUGAAAGAAGCUGAAUCCUCACUUUUCUGAUCAUGGUUUACAUUGAAUCAUGGGACGAUUUCGUGGAAAAGUCCGUCCAAUUGUUUCGAUCCGAUCCCGAAAAAACUCGUUAUGCUAUGAAAUACAGGCAUUGUGAUGGAAAAUUGGUGCUCAAAGUCACCGAUGAUAGAGAGUGUAUCAAAUUUAAGACAGACCAAGCUCAGGAUGCAAAGAAGAUGGAGAAGUUCAAUAACAUCUCCUUUACUUUGAUGGCUCGGGGACCUGAUGCCGACAUAACUGAAGGUGGAGGAAAAGAACAAGUUGAAGCACAGGCACCAAGGAGAGGAAGGGGAAGGAAGCAAUAGUAUUACGAUUCAUCAGCAUCUGCCUCCCCAACGUAAGAAACCAUUCUGUGAGACAUGGUUUAAUUUAGUUAUAAUUUAUUUCAUGUGAGAUGCAAAGAAUUUUGGUUUAAUUUAGUUAUGAUUUAUUUCAUGUGAGAUGCAAAGAAUUUUGGUUUAUUCCUAUUAUUGAAGAUAACAGUGCGUGAAAUGGCUUUGGUAACUUCAUUUCACUGAUA
Salvia splendens (bonfire salvia) is the source of this 666-nucleotide messenger RNA. Its product is annotated as signal recognition particle 9 kDa protein. Gene Ontology annotation, biological process: SRP-dependent cotranslational protein targeting to membrane; negative regulation of translational elongation. The transcript has 4 exons. Gene Ontology annotation, molecular function: 7S RNA binding. The record is from RefSeq and is a predicted model, not a curated record. Gene Ontology annotation, cellular component: signal recognition particle, endoplasmic reticulum targeting. Bases 140 to 451 code for a protein of 103 amino acids. NCBI's taxonomy places the organism in Eukaryota, Viridiplantae, Streptophyta, Magnoliopsida, Lamiales, Lamiaceae.